CUGAGACUCAAGAUGCGCCGUCGUCCCGGUCACCCCAGCGCCAACGCGGCGGAUUCCGAUGCCGUUCAACGUGCUCGUUACGGCAACGAAGGAGAUCCAGGUGUCGUAUUGGUCAAAGCUGUUGCUGGUCAUGCCCUCAAGUCCCCCAAGGUCCGCAUGGGACUCGUCCUAUGGGCUGUUGGUCUAUUUUUCAUGCUACUAGCCCCUGGUCUGCGCACUGUCACUCCGGAGAUGAAGUCCACGUACGAGGGUAUGGUCCUGGAGGCUGCCAACAUGCCAGAGUAUCAUGAAGCGUAUGCAAAAUAUACGGAAGCUCAAUCCCACGCUGACGAGGCCAAAGUCUGGUUCUGGCGCUUCCGAGAACCCUACAAGACGAUGGUGGAUCAACGUCAGCCUGUCGCUGACAAAUGGGCGGCCGAAGUGGCGAGAACAGAGCAAGAACGUGAAGACAAGAUGAAAAAGGCUCGAUCUUUUGUGGGACUCUGGUCAGAUUUCGGUCUGGCUGAUCUCCGUUCUAGAUUCUGGAGCGCGUUUGAGAAGGGCAAGAUCUUCGCCCAGCAGCAAACCUUUUACCACAUGAUCAUGCGUGUGCUGUCAGCGCGAGAUGAAGAUAUGCUGAGCAUGGUCCUCAACUGGGUGUUCGUGGCUGUCAUGAACUUCACGACGGGACUACUGGGUGCACUAUUCUACUUUUUCUUCUCGCUCGUCAACAUGGUGUUCUCGUACCAACCUGAUCCUCUCAGUGCGACGGCCUUCGUGGUGCUGGGAUUCAUCGGCGCUGCGAGUGUGGUGGCUUCGUAUUUAUUCGCGAUCUACGGUAUGGUGGCCAGUGGUGUCUACGUAGUGGGCAAGGUCGUUGUGCGUGAUGCACUGGAACAAGAACGUCGUCAACAGCAACUUCGAGGUGAACGACAGGAAUGGUAG
Phytophthora infestans T30-4 is the source of this 924-nucleotide messenger RNA. RefSeq lists its product as uncharacterized. The transcript has 2 exons. The record is from RefSeq and is a predicted model, not a curated record. Bases 13 to 924 code for a protein of 303 amino acids. NCBI's taxonomy places the organism in Eukaryota, Oomycota, Peronosporomycetes, Peronosporales, Peronosporaceae.